Messenger RNA from Aspergillus clavatus NRRL 1, 654 nucleotides. RefSeq names its product mitochondrial 54S ribosomal protein uL29m (gene mrpl4). Gene Ontology annotation, cellular component: mitochondrial ribosome; mitochondrial large ribosomal subunit. Gene Ontology annotation, molecular function: structural constituent of ribosome. The record is from RefSeq and is a predicted model, not a curated record. The transcript has 3 exons. The coding region runs from base 1 to 654 and encodes 217 amino acids. Gene Ontology annotation, biological process: mitochondrial translation. NCBI's taxonomy places the organism in Eukaryota, Fungi, Ascomycota, Eurotiomycetes, Eurotiales, Aspergillaceae.
AUGCAUCGUCAAUCGAUCGUACGGCUCACUCGCCAGUGUGGGGGACUUCCGCUGGUCGAAUUGCCUCCUCCCUAUCUCGCUCCCUCGCUCCAUUUCUCCCUGAUCCGGUCGCCCGUUCAGUGCUCGAGUUUUUCUUCGACCGCCGUCGCCGCUGGCCGUGAACGUGAUUUGAGCAAGUCUCGCGGUGUUUCUGCUAUUCACCGCACUGGUCCCAAGUUCAGAUUGGGGGUGUCCAAAUACCCAUUGCCAAAGCCUGUCUCGCCUGACGCACUCGAGAAGCGUUACCCGACUCCGGAUCAUGGACUCUGGGGUUUCUUCCCCAAGGAUAAAUCGGCAUUGAGCACGCCCGAGUACGAUGUCGCUCAUGGCCGCUCCUGGUCCAUCCAAGAACUCCGCGAGAAGUCUUGGGAUGACCUUCAUUCCUUGUGGUGGGUUUGCGUCAAGGAGCGUAAUCGCAUAGCUACCUCCAACUUGGAGAGACAGCGUUUGAAGGCGGGUUAUGGAGAGUGGGAGGCCAACGAUCGAGACAAAGUGAUUCGCGUCACGCAGAAGAGCAUCAAGCACGUUCUCCGGGAGAGAUGGUACGCCUGGGAAGAUGCUCAGCGACUUUAUAAGAAUGGCUACCGCCCGCAAGACGAGGACAACCAGGAAUAG